This is a messenger RNA of Talaromyces rugulosus, 1149 nucleotides long. RefSeq lists its product as uncharacterized. Gene Ontology annotation, molecular function: ATP binding; tyrosine-tRNA ligase activity. The coding region runs from base 1 to 1149 and encodes 382 amino acids. Gene Ontology annotation, biological process: tyrosyl-tRNA aminoacylation. Lineage: Eukaryota; Fungi; Ascomycota; Eurotiomycetes; Eurotiales; Trichocomaceae. The transcript has 5 exons. The record is from RefSeq and is a predicted model, not a curated record.
AUGGAUGCAGCAGCACAAGCACGAUUUGAUCUCAUUAGCGACAAUCUCGCAGAGUUUCUGAACCCGGAGAUCAUUGAAAAUAUCCUCAUUCGAGGAGAUAACCCGAAAAUUUACUGGGGAACCGCAACCACCGGCCGACCGCAUACUGGCUACUUUGUUCCCGCGCUGAAAAUCGCUCAGUUGCUCGCCGCUGGAUGCGAUGUCACCGUCCUGCUAGCUGAUAUCCACGGAUUCCUCGACAACCUCAAGGCCCCUAUCGAGCUUGUUGAAAACCGCGCCAAAUACUAUGACAAAACCAUCACAGCGAUCCUAAAAUCCGUCGGCGUGUCCACGGAGAAGCUGCGCUUCGUGCUCGGCAGCUCUUACCAAAAAAGCCCCGAAUAUGUCAUGGACGUCUACCGAUUAGCAAGUGUGAUUUCUGAACAUGAUGCCAAAAAGGCCGGUGCCGAGAUUGUCAAGCAGUCUGACAAUGCGCCGUUGAGUGGACUACUAUACCCGGUGCUGCAGGUUCUCGAUGAAGAACACCUCAAGGUUGAUUGUCAGCUUGGAGGUGUUGACCAGAGGAAACUCUUUGUCGCCGCUACUGAGUGGCUACCUAAGCUUGGAUACCAAAAGCGCGCACAUAUUGUCAACCCCAUGAUUGCUGGUCUGUCUGGAGGCAAGAUGAGCUCUAGUGUUCAAGACAGCAAAAUCGACCUCUUGGACACGCCUGAGGCUAUCACGAAAAAGAUCAAGAAAGCUGAAGCUGCUCCUCGCGUCGUCGAAGAAAACGGUGUCGUCGCGUUGGUAGAGUACGUUCUGCUGCCCGCAGCUACGCUCAAGGGCAAGAAAGAAUUCAUUGUCGAGCGGAGAGAGGGCGAGCCUUUGGUCUACACCGACAUUAAGAAGCUAAAGGAAGACUACGUGAACGACAUUUUAACCCCGCAAAUGCUCAAGCCGGCUGUCUCAGCUGGCCUUGUCAGUCUCAUGGCCCCUAUCCAGGAGGCCUUCCAAGCCUCUACCGAGUGGCAAGAAAUCACCGAAAAGGCCUACCCGCCGCCUGUUGUGCAAAAGAAGCCCAAGAAGGUCAAGGACAAGGGCUCUCGCUUCCCCGGUGCGCUCCCGGUUCGAGACCAAGCAGCCAAGGAUGUUGAGCCAACGGAUAAGUGA